This is a messenger RNA of Fimicolochytrium jonesii, 843 nucleotides long. RefSeq lists its product as uncharacterized. The transcript is spliced from 2 exons. Lineage: Eukaryota; Fungi; Chytridiomycota; Chytridiomycetes; Spizellomycetales; Powellomycetaceae. The record is from RefSeq and is a predicted model, not a curated record. The coding region runs from base 1 to 843 and encodes 280 amino acids.
AUGGAGCCCAUGGACCUCACCCUCCCCUUCGGCCCUGAGAAUGAGCGUUCCCGUACCUGGAAGCUAGACGAAAACAAACGCGAACAAGCCCGCUCGCUCGCCAGCCGUCUCGGCAUCAGCUACGGCCCCGGCGGCUUGGUCUCCUCUCCCGCCAGGAACCGCCCCAAUCACACCACCCACCCUGAAGAAUACCGCAUGGCCGUCGAAGCGCUCCGCAACGCCGGUGGCCGUGACGCUGUCAACCCGGACGACAUCACCGCGCGCAAAAUGGCCUGCACCCAAGGCAGCCCAGAAAGCACGUUCCUCAACAUCCUCGCCGAGCUCGCCGGGUUCUUGAUAUUCGACCUGCCUGACGGUCAGGGCGGGUUCGUGAUUAUCGACCCGAAGCAUGAACGGACGACCGCGUGGCAUCCGCAGAGGAGUACGAGGGAAGCGGCUUGCGUGUGCGGGAGCCUGGUACUACGAGAGUCGAAAAGGAAGGGGUUGAAGGAUGUCGAUGGUCUGGCGGACGCGUUGAACUCCAUGGCGAUCGAUCAGGAGACCGGCCUGAUGAAGAAUUUGGAGGCCGCUUUUGGACAUAUCGAUCUUGGUGUAAAUGACAAGCCACCACAACCCGACGAAGUAGAAGUAAUAAACCUCACCCAAGUCGACCUCCCCUCCCUCUCGUCCACCCCACAGUGGCUCUCCUUCCCCCACAUCGCCGGCGCCGCCGAUUCCGCGGAACCCGAAUCGGAAUCUUGGAACCUCCAUCCUCACCACAAUCUCCGCCAACAGCAGCAGCAGCAGCGCGGCAGGGGAGAUAUGGAUGAUGAUGACAUGGACGAUUAUGAGGACUCUUUGUAA